Oldenlandia corymbosa var. corymbosa is the source of this 2214-nucleotide messenger RNA. Lineage: Eukaryota; Viridiplantae; Streptophyta; Magnoliopsida; Gentianales; Rubiaceae. The record is from the annotation of a GenBank genome assembly.
AAGAGAGCCAAAGAAGAUAGGGAGAUUAUAAUUGGGAUUAUGUUAAUCUGAUUGGGUUUUUGUAAAGAGUAACAGCACGAUUGAAAUGGGCAGUUAUGCGGAGUUAUUACAUCUUCUCUUCAUUCUAUGAUUUUUCCCCUUUUCGGUUCUUCCUUUUCCCAAUCCGAGUUGAUGCCUAAUUUAUCAUUUGGCGUCCCACAAUCUCCAGAAUCCAACCAUUGGGGGGUUACGGUGGAAAAAUUAUCCCCGUCUUCUCUUCUCUUCUCUUCUACAAAGACAGACAUAUUCGGUGUCAAUUCAUAUUUCUUUCAAAUCGAAGAACGAGGCGCCAAAACACAAAUCAGCGGCAGAGACAUGGAACCCACGAACAAGAAGCCUAAAACUUGCAGUCCUGAAGCGAAAAGUGAUAUAAGUGAUGAUGAAAACCAAAUUGGUGCUCCAAAUGAUGUGAUGAUUAUUGGUUCUUCGAAUAAGAAUAGUGCUUCCCCAAAUGAGGAAGCCCUGAAAGAUGCUAAACUGUCGUACUCGCCUCAAUUUGCCAAGUAUAUGCCCAAUUUAAUCCAAAAUCCCUCUAGCUCAGCUGGCCCAGCUGCUCAGUGGCAGCAAUCACAAAAUCCAAUGCACGGAGGCAACAUGAAUGAGUCGAAGCGGGGACAACCAGCUCCACCAAUUCCACCCAACACUGUCCCCUUCUGGAUGCCGGGGCAUCCAGGUCAGUAUUUACCUGUACCCUAUCCUUUUCCCUGUUAUCAGCCCUUCCCACCUGGAGGAAAACCUGAAGCUUCCACGGCUGAAGCUUCCCAAGGGAAUUCAUGGAUCCAAAUCCAACAACAGCGUCCACACUUUUACCCUUCCGGUUUCCCAUAUCCUGGUUUUCCAGGCCCCUGGGAUCCGUCAUCUUGGAUGAGUCAGUCUAAUCAGUCGAAGCCACCUAUGCAUGGCAGUGAAUAUCAAGGACCCUUUAAUCAGUUCACUUGUUCUCAGACAUCAAUGCCUCAUAGCCAAGUACCUCCUGAUCCAUCACCCCAAACCCAGAGGAGUAUCAAACGACCACUUUCAGAACUCUCUCUAGAGCAUAAAAAAUUAUGGGAAGAUCAAGUAAAAUAUAAGUUUAUCCACACUUUUUUUUCUUCAUAUAGGUGUGUUUCAUAAAUAUUUAGUUCGAGUUGAUCUCUUUGUUUAUAACUUCAUUCCUGCUGUGCUUGGGACUGCAGUUGUUACAUAAUUCUCAGCUCUGGAAUACUGUUCGGAAAUUGCAUGGUGAACUGGAUGAAUAUAAGUGCCGUGUCAAAAGCCUGGAGACCGAUCUUGAGGCCCUGAAAACAAUUUUAAAAGAGGCAAGCAACAAUGGAACUGCAGCUAGUUUGGCUGAGAAGAAUUCAAAGCUUGAGAUCCAUGAGAGACUGGUAAGUCCAAAUGUUCCAUUGCUUUCAUCAAUGCAUCCAGUCGGACAUCAGAAGGCUGGACUAUUUAAAGUUAAAUCAGAGCCUAGACAAUUGCAGUUUGAGAAAGUGAUUCUGAAGAAGUUGGACAACAUGAUUCCUAUCUUGCCAAAAGUGGAUGGAAAGGUUGACCCUCAAACCGCCGUUUGUAGGGAAAUGAAUGGGAGUUCUGUCCUUGGUUCAACUAUGCACAGUACUCGGAACAAUCAAGGUGCUCCUACAGUCUAUAAUAGCAAAGUUUCCCUUGAGAAGUCCACAGGGGGCUCAAAUAUGUCUUUCAUUGCAUCUCAGCAAACUGGUGGAACUGGGAUGAUAAGCUCCAACACAAAUCAUGCAUCUCUGACUUGCCAUGGUUUUGUGAAAAUCGAACAGCAAUAGGUAUUGCAAAUAAUGCAGCUUGAUCAUCGAUGUCUUUUGUUCUUGGACAAUCUGGCAAAGCAAUUUGUCAAACAUUUUACGUAUCAUUGUCUGGCUGUCAAAACUUAUAAGUAUUUCCUGCAAAUCUUGGAGGCAUUCAGUUCAGCAGCAGAAAUGGCUCGAAAACUCUAGUGGAUCACAUAGCAAAUACCAUUUUGAAUAUUUUGAAUGGUAAUCGAAAACCUCUGUACCAUUUGAUAGGUUGACCUGCGUGAUAUCUUAAACUUAAAACCUUUGUUUUUGGUCCUAUACCAAUAAACUUUACUCCCAAGUAUAAAAAUAUAGUGCAUCUAAAUAUGCCCAGGGUUUGAUUUUUGGCAUGAGUAAUUGAGAAUUCUGCAUCUUUCAAGCGACC